AUGGGCUUCAGGGCGGUGCUGCUGUCCUUCCUCCUGGUGUCCCUGAGCUGGUCCAGAGGAGCCGUCAUCACAGGGGCCUGUGAGAGAGACGUGCAGUGUGGUUUUGGUCUUUGCUGUGCCGUCAGUCUGUGGAUGAGGGGUCUGAGGAUGUGCGUCCCAAGAGGUGUGGAAGGGGAUGAAUGCCACCCCUUUAGCCACAAGGUGCCCUUUCCAGGGAAAAGGCAACAUCACACCUGCCCCUGUCUCCCCCACUUGCUGUGCACCAGGUACGCUGACAGCAGGUAUAGAUGUACUGACGACUUCAAAAACAUGGACUUUUAAAAGACGGCCAAACAUUCAGAUUAAGAGAAGCACAGCAGAAUCAGCAUUUCAGACUGAAGACUUCAACUGGAUGUGGAUCCGAAACACAUAUUUAAUCUUCACUGACUGUAUCCUUCAUUUGUGUACUCUAUGCACUAUAAUACAUAGUUUGGAUUCUAUCAAUCCACACACCAAGGACAGAAAAUAUCAAGACUG
Molecule: messenger RNA, 516 nt
Organism: Micropterus dolomieu (smallmouth bass)
Lineage: Eukaryota; Metazoa; Chordata; Actinopteri; Centrarchiformes; Centrarchidae
Gene: prok1
Product: prokineticin 1
Exons: 3
Coding region: 1-321 (106 amino acids)
Source: RefSeq, a predicted model, not a curated record